Molecule: messenger RNA, 6367 nt
Organism: Marmota monax (woodchuck)
Lineage: Eukaryota; Metazoa; Chordata; Mammalia; Rodentia; Sciuridae
Gene: Bmpr1b
Product: bone morphogenetic protein receptor type 1B
Exons: 12
Coding region: 1227-2735 (502 amino acids)
Biological process (GO): cellular response to growth factor stimulus; protein phosphorylation; BMP signaling pathway
Cellular component (GO): plasma membrane; signaling receptor complex
Molecular function (GO): transforming growth factor beta receptor activity, type I; ATP binding; SMAD binding
Source: RefSeq, a predicted model, not a curated record
UUUUGUGGCGUUUGUCACAGAAGGGAAAGUUCAGGGCAGAGGCUCCAUGGCUAAAAAUUUCCAUCCCCUAUCCUCCAACUGCUCUGUAAUUUUUACAACUUUCUCUACUAGGGCAAAGCUUUCUAGGUAAUCUAUUAGAAUAACUGUAAAGGGAUUUAAAGUUUCUGUUUUCUCUAAUAGGAAUCAAAUAUGAUCCAGUUUGAAGCUUUGAGAAUGAAGUUAAUUUUUAACAAAUUGUGACAGUUUGUGUUUAAAGUGCUUAAGAUAGUAACAAUUCUAGCAAACUUUGUUGUGAUUAUGGUAAUUUGAAUACUGUUAGAUUUUUAUAAGUUAGCUAAUUAACUUUUAACUUCAUUGCAAUUUUUAUAUCGAUGCACUGAGUCAAUCUGUAAGUUACAAUGACAGUAAUUAUGGCUUGUGAAUAUAUGAAAUGUUUGUCAACAUUUAAGCACAGGGGCUUGAUUGGCAGUAAUUUUGUCCAGAAAGAUCAUUUCUCAUAUCAAGUUAAUAAAAGCAGUUUUUAAAAAUCAUUUUAAGUUUUUGAAUAAAAGAAAGUUCAAGAGUAGUUGAACUGUUUUCAAAUUAGAAAAUAGGUAACUUAAUGAAUAUGAAAUGAAUAUGGUGUUAGUAAUUGCAGUGAAAAAGUCAUGAUGUUAGAUAGAAAUUAAAAAUGAUGAUUUUAUAAAAUUAAGCCAGAUAAAUAAAGGAAUAUAUAUGAGAAUGAAAUGCAUUUGUAGUUGAACUUUUUAUGUACUUCUGAAUGUGUUUCAUAGAACUAAUUUGGCUAUAUUAUUUAUGCAGCAAGUAUGUAUUAUUAGUUGGCAUAUACUUUUAAUCGACACAGGAUUAAUAUUUCCAUAGUCUGCAAGUAUUUUCUGUGACACUAUGAAAGUGUAUUUUAUGACUUGGCUCUAGGGAAAAAUGCUUUGAAUUUCUAGUGUAGAUAAUUGUAACUCAAAGGAAUUUUGUGCAUUGAUAUGCAGGAAUGAUAGAUAGAUCAUUUACCUCAUUCGCUAGUUUAAUUCUUAUCAUCUCCUACCUUCUAGAAGAGCACUGAAGGAUCUCAGAAUUAAAAUUAAAUUAUUUUUAAGAAAGUUCCAGGGAGCUCAAAGCAUGAUACACAUAAGUCAUUAAUUCUGCAGCCACUUCAGUGAGAAUGAUGAUCGCAAAAUCAAAAUAAAACAAGAAAAAGGUGAAUAUGAAGCACAGCAAACUUCCAUGAUAACAUGCUUUUGCGAAGUUCAGGAAAAUUAAAUGUGGGCACCAAGAAAGAGGAUGGGGAGAGCACAGCCCCCACCCCUCGUCCAAAAGUCUUGCGUUGUAAAUGCCACCACCAUUGUCCAGAAGACUCGGUCAACAAUAUCUGCAGCACAGACGGAUAUUGUUUCACAAUGAUAGAGGAAGACGACUCUGGGAUGCCUGUGGUCACUUCUGGGUGCCUAGGACUAGAAGGUUCAGAUUUUCAGUGUCGGGACACUCCUAUUCCUCAUCAAAGAAGAUCAAUUGAAUGCUGCACAGAAAGGAAUGAAUGUAAUAAAGACCUCCACCCUACUUUGCCUCCACUGAAAAACAGAGAUUUUGUUGAUGGAUCUAUACACCACAAGGCCUUACUUAUAUCUGUGACUGUCUGUAGUUUGCUAUUGGUCCUUAUCAUUUUAUUUUGUUACUUCAGGUAUAAAAGACAAGAAACCAGACCUCGGUACAGCAUUGGGCUGGAACAGGAUGGAACUUACAUUCCUCCUGGAGAAUCCCUGAGAGACUUAAUUGAGCAGUCUCAAAGCUCAGGAAGUGGAUCAGGCCUCCCUCUGCUGGUCCAAAGGACUAUAGCUAAGCAGAUUCAGAUGGUGAAACAGAUUGGAAAAGGUCGCUAUGGGGAAGUUUGGAUGGGAAAGUGGCGUGGCGAAAAGGUAGCUGUGAAAGUGUUCUUCACCACAGAGGAAGCCAGCUGGUUCAGAGAGACAGAAAUCUAUCAGACAGUGUUGAUGAGGCAUGAAAACAUUUUGGGGUUCAUUGCUGCAGAUAUCAAAGGGACUGGGUCCUGGACCCAGCUAUACCUCAUCACAGACUAUCAUGAAAACGGUUCCCUUUAUGAUUACCUAAAGUCCACCACCCUAGACACUAAAUCCAUGUUGAAGUUAGCCUACUCUUCUGUCAGUGGCUUAUGUCAUUUACACACAGAAAUCUUCAGUACUCAAGGCAAACCAGCGAUUGCACACCGAGAUCUGAAAAGUAAGAACAUCCUGGUGAAGAAAAAUGGAACUUGCUGCAUAGCUGACCUGGGCCUGGCUGUUAAAUUUAUUAGUGAUACAAAUGAAGUUGACAUACCACCCAACACUCGUGUUGGCACCAAGCGCUACAUGCCUCCAGAGGUGUUGGAUGAGAGCUUGAAUAGAAACCACUUUCAGUCUUACAUCAUGGCUGAUAUGUACAGUUUUGGACUCAUCCUUUGGGAGGUUGCUCGGAGAUGUGUUUCAGGAGGUAUAGUGGAAGAAUACCAGCUUCCCUAUCAUGACCUGGUGCCCACUGACCCCUCUUACGAGGACAUGAGAGAGAUUGUGUGCAUCAAGAAGUCACGACCCUCAUUCCCCAAUCGCUGGAGCAGUGAUGAGUGUCUAAGGCAGAUGGGGAAACUCAUGACAGAGUGCUGGGCUCACAAUCCUGCAUCAAGGCUGACAGCCCUGCGUGUUAAGAAGACACUUGCCAAAAUGUCAGAGUCUCAGGACAUUAAACUCUGAUAUGAGGGUAAAGGAAGCAUCUCCGCCGAAGGCCAAUAGAUACUCGUCUGCUGUGGGCAGAGCAAAAGGUGUUAAAGAAGCAUCUGCAGUCCAAGCCUCGAAUGUUGUCCUGCUUCUUGGUGGGUUCAGACCUUACCUCCCAGGGAGCAGCCUGGACAUAGACUAGAGAAGUUCCCAGAACCCCAGAUUCCUCUGUGUCUGUUUGUAGGAGGGAGAAACCGCUUGGGUAACUUAUUCAAGAUACGAUGCAUGUUGCUUUCUAAGAAAGCCCUGUAUGUUGGGAUUGCCAUUUUUUUAAAAAGAUGCUUUAAUUUUGCCAAAAUAAAACAAAUAUUGUAUAUGUUUUAAGGUUUAUACUAUUAUAGUUUAAUGAUAACAGAAGUUCUUCCCAGAAACUGUGUUGGAAGGUAAAUUAAAAUAUAUGUUUUUCCAUUGGUAGAAUGUGUUGCACUCUAACAAAAGACAGUCUGUGAAAUUGGAGAACAUAGAAUGGAACUCAUCUUAAGAUGACCCCCAACCUGGCCACCUCCUACCACUUUGGCCAGCCCUGAAUUUGGGGCUGCCACAACAAUGUGAAUGCAUGUGGGCACAAGUUCUACCUUUCUGGGAACACGUUUUGGAAUUCCUGCAGGUGGCCUUUUGCAGCUUCAGACAACAUGGAACAAAUGAAGGUUUUAUGUGUCUGUAAUAGAAGUGUUGAUGGGUGUUCUUCAGAACCACUUCUGUCUCUGAUUGUGUUCAGCUGUUCUUUCAUGGUGAAAUCCCUUCCUUUUCAUUAAACACAAGCAAAGCUUUUUCUCAUGUGCAGAGAAUUGACCUGUGCAUGCUUUUGAUCUCUCAAAUAGAAAGAUCAAUAUUAAAUAAAAUGGCCAUGAGUUGUGUUAAAGACAAGGUACUCUAAAAUAAUUUGCUAUUGUGUUGUAAGAACAUGUCAGUAAGGUAGGGAGGACGCUGAGGGUGCAGAUGACUUGUUUCUCAUAUGUGCAAAGGAGCCUAUCUCAGAAGCAUAAGGAAAGAAGUAUGCACACCUUAUUUUGUAUGGUUAAGGAUGGUUUAUUUUUGUUCUUUUUUCUUAUCUGAAUUAAGAGAUAGAGGGGAAGCAUCUGUCUGGUUAAUUUCAUUAAACUUUAAUUUAAAAAUAGAUAAAUAUAACCUUCAGAUAGAAUAGCAGAAGAGAGUUAGUGGAGACCACAAGAUAUUAUGGCUGCUGUGAUUUAUUAUGCUAGAAUAAAUAUGGAUCUAACAUGGGCAUCUUCAAUGAUCAUUUCACAUCUUAAGAUCACUGGCUCACUUUAUUCUUGUGAUGUUCAAUUCACUAUUUAAUUUAUUAUUGUUUUUCUGCUCUGUAAUACUUGCAUAAAAUAUUUCUCCAUUUACACCAUUCUACGGGAUUUUAACUUUUGAGCAAUAGGAAUAAAAUCAUCGACAGUGCCAAUAUUCUCUAGCAACAAGAAUCUAAUAGUUUUAAAUUGUGCACACUGUUCUCAAUUUUUUUUUUUCAUUUCAUUUCCUUACUGUGGUUUUCCUUUGCUUCUUUAGUAGUUAGUUAAAAAAAGAAAAAUUGUCAGCACUUCCCCCUUGGUGUUUAAAAAAGACAUUCCUUCCAGAAUACUCCAGGGGGCAGUGUUUUCUAAUGCAUUUUCAGCGGGUGACUGAAGGAUGGAAAACUUUUGAAAAAUUGACAGCUGCAUGAAAAAUGAGAAAAUAUUUUUCUCACUUCUGAAGUAGACCUGCAGCUGGUGUCUUGUUCAUCCAGAGAACACUCUGAAGCAAUGAGUGCAUGGGAGACUGCUUUCGGUUUAGGAAAGCACUCUCCAUUCUGCAUUCUUUUCCCUGGGUUUCUUCAUAGCAACGUUUUGUUUUUCACUCAGAACAAUUUCUGAAUCCUUGAGUUUGAAAAAAAACCUUAGGAGUAAAAACAAUUGGUACCAAAUAUAAUUGUAGUCAGAAGGCUGCUUACUGAUAUUAAAGUAACCUCAAUAGCAAUGUAAAGGUUCGUGUCUGUUGUGUCAAAUUAUAUUUUUUGUGAUAGUUUAGAAGGAAUACAAGGUUAGAACUAAGUGUGAUGAUCACCUGAGCCUUGGAGAGAAACUUUGGUGCCUCUAAUCAGAUCAUCUACAAACAAGUAAGUAAGCAUUUUUGCCAGUUAAGCAGAGCAUAGUGUUUUUUUCUUGGAUUUCCCUAAAUGUAAGUGAGGUUGGGUUCACCUCUUAGAUAAAACUGCGUUGUCUUUUUCUUGAACAUCAAUAACUUCAAAUGAGAAAAUUUUGUGGAGAGGUUAUGAUUUAAAAGUAAACUAGAUUUCUAGGGUUCCAGUGGAUAGAAGGAAAUUCAAAUAGUGUCCAAAUUUCUUCUUUGUUGUUCAUUUGGUUGUUUUGGGGAAAACUGAUAGCUUACUUUAUAAUCCCCAACCUGAUUUAUUUACUAUGAAAAUUUGAAAAUGAUUCCUGAAAUAUUUUAAAAUACCCACAUAGCUAUGAUAGUAUUUCAGUGAAACAAGAAUUUAUUUAUGAAUAGAUUUUUUUUCCUCUGUAUCUUACCAAAAUAUACUUUUCUUAGGUAAUACUAAGUUGUUCUUGAAGACUACCUACUCAGCUCCCAAUAAUCCUUUAUAGUUUUAAAAUUUCUAGCAGCUAAGUGAAUUUUAUUUUUAUUAUUAUUAUUUUGUUUUGUCUUUCAAUUGAACGAGUGAGAACCUGACAGUCAUGUAGUUGAUUGCUUAUUUUCUUCUAACCCCUCUGUCCCAAAGGAAUCCUAAAUUAUUAGUUGUUAGAUAAGCUUUGUAUGCUAAGACGUUCAGGUUUAUAGCUUAUGUAUGUGUGUACAUAUUAUUAUAAAUAUAGAUGUAUAUAUAAAUAUUAUGUUCAGCCUGGAGUCUGGCACAACUCCAUUAUGUGGAUUAGAGAGUAAAAUAUUAUGGAUGAUAAAGUACUAAAUGAAACAUAAUAUUUAUUUAUGAAAGCAUAUAGAUUGUUAACUCACCAGUGAAGUGCUCUGAGCAUCAUGUAUGAGGAGAUCGGCCUUUGACUUGGAAACGCUGCUCAAAAGUCACUCAUGACAAUUCUUUUUAUUCCCCAAAAGAAAUCUUCUUAGAAAACAUGCUGGGGUUUUAUUUAAAGGGAAUUUUUGGAUUCUGCAUUUCAAUUGGUGUGUAGUCAAGUAUAGCAUGUACUUAAUUAAUGGCCGAAUUGCGUGCUCCUAGUGUCAUGCAUUUUCUUUUGGAGUUUCAUGUGGGGCCCAUCCUGGCUCCUUGGAAGGCAGAGAGAGGAAAGUCUUCCACACUUGAGUUUGUUCAGUCCUAAUAUCUCCUCAGGAAACUGUCCCAUAGCAGUGGGAAUGAAAGGAGUAGCAUCAAAAGCGAUUUAGUUUAGCAAUUAUUCCUCUCACAAAACAAACACAACAAUGCCAUGUUUGGGGGAGAAAAGUUGGGAAUAUAUAGGGGUUUUGUUGUCUGUCUGUUUCAGAAGACUCAUUUAUGUUCUUCGGGGGGAACCAGUGCCUUACGAAUUUGUAUAUACUGUAAUUAUUCAGGACUAGGGAACAAACAGUUGUAUUGUAUUUGUUACAAAUUGUAUAUGGCUUUGUUUUAACAUUCCCUUAAAUAAAAUGGUUUCAUUCUCCCCUUAGAGAAA